This is a messenger RNA of Arabidopsis lyrata subsp. lyrata, 1293 nucleotides long. RefSeq names its product tRNA-specific adenosine deaminase 2. The transcript has 7 exons. Gene Ontology annotation, molecular function: tRNA-specific adenosine-34 deaminase activity; zinc ion binding. Gene Ontology annotation, biological process: tRNA wobble adenosine to inosine editing. The coding region runs from base 461 to 1039 and encodes 192 amino acids. Lineage: Eukaryota; Viridiplantae; Streptophyta; Magnoliopsida; Brassicales; Brassicaceae. The record is from RefSeq and is a predicted model, not a curated record.
CUCUUUUAUCUUUCGAUCCUUUGCUUCAUCCAGAUUAAUCACAGUUCCAAUUCAAUUACCUUUCUUUUUUAGUCACUGUGACUCUUAUGCUCAUUUUUUUUAAAACUCUUAUGCUCAUUGUUCAUAGCUCAUAGGCUUUCUUCUGUUGAAUUCACAAACAUUGUUUUCUCUUCGAUCCGAUUAAUCCCUGAGAGUGGCAUAAUGUGAUUAGUUUUAGUCCUAACAGUCCUCUGUUACAUGUUUAGUUUUACUGUUUAGUUUCAAUUUUGGUACACAGAUAUAAUAAAUUAAAAACGUUUGAGGAGUAACAAAUUGAGUUUGAUGUGAGAAAUUCUCUGUAUAAUAAAUAUGCCAAAGAGACCAUCUUCUGUUUAGCAGUAGUAAUUAUAAGGCUUUUUGAAUCCCCCUUGGCCAUCAGGUUUUGUUAUUUACUCUCACUGGCAAAGCUGAGGAUAAAGUUAUGGCAACAGUAAAAGAGGACCAUUGUGAGGAUUCUCAUAAUUAUAUGGGUUUUGCUCUGCACCAGGCUAAACUUGCUCUGGAGGCACUUGAAGUUCCUGUUGGAUGUGUUCUUCUUGAGGAUGGUAAGGUCAUUGCUUCAGGGCGAAACCGAACAAAUGAGACACGCAAUGCCACAAGACAUGCUGAGAUGGAAGCAAUUGAUCAACUUGUCGGACAGUGGCAGGAAGAUGGACUCUCACCUUCACAAGUCGCUGAGAAAUUCUCGAAAUGCAUUCUUUACGUAACAUGUGAACCUUGCAUAAUGUGUGCAUCGGCAUUAUCGUUUCUCGGUAUAAAGGAAGUGUAUUAUGGAUGUCCAAAUGAUAAAUUUGGGGGAUGUGGUUCCAUUUUGUCGCUUCACUUGGGCAGUUCUCAGUCGUCAGAUAUCAUUGAGGAAUCUCAAAGAGGAAAAGGGUAUAAAUGCAGAGGAGGAAUAAUGGCAGAAGAAGCUGUCUCUCUUUUCAAAUGUUUCUAUGAGCAAGGCAAUCCCAACGCCCCAAAGCCACACCGCCCUGUAGUUCAACGAGAGAGGACUUGAGGUGAACAUAUUGUUAAAACUGAAGUUCUUCGGCGUCUGCAACUACGGCAAUCAGACCUGAAGAUUACGCUUACAGUCCAGUUCAUUACGCCGUCGUUUUGGGAUGAUCAAAGAAUGAAGCCAUCAAUCGAGAGCAGAAGCCAUAAUUUGGGAUUCCAAAAGCUGAUUUAAUAGUUUUGGAUUUUAUUCAGAUACUGAUAAACUAUUACAAUCAAAAUAGCAAGUUCUAUUAUCUAUAUAUCUGAUUUGCCAAA